Messenger RNA from Sinocyclocheilus grahami, 1371 nucleotides. RefSeq names its product cysteinyl leukotriene receptor 2-like. Gene Ontology annotation, molecular function: G protein-coupled receptor activity. NCBI's taxonomy places the organism in Eukaryota, Metazoa, Chordata, Actinopteri, Cypriniformes, Cyprinidae. The transcript has 2 exons. Gene Ontology annotation, cellular component: plasma membrane. Bases 184 to 1371 code for a protein of 395 amino acids. The record is from RefSeq and is a predicted model, not a curated record. Gene Ontology annotation, biological process: G protein-coupled receptor signaling pathway.
AGAUGGGACACCCAAGUAAGCUCCAGAAGAGGCAGCACUCUUCAAGACCACGAUAGAGGAAGCAGACACUUGAAACUGCCGAGAGAGGAACAUUUUGACAUUUUGUUAAAUAACGCUCUCCAGUAAUUUGAACGCAUCCGGAUUCAUCAGGAUGAUGAGGAUGAUGAUGAUGGUCAAGAGAGAAUGACAGCUCCUGUGUUCACAUCGGUAACUCCAUCUUGGCUCAACGUCACCCAAGAACCUGACAUGAAUCAGACUUGUGAGGAAAGUGAAGAUUUCAAAUAUUUGGCGUACAAAGUCACGUACAGUGUCGUAUUCCCUAUUGGAUUUAUCAGCAACUCUGUGGCUUUGUUUGUGUUCCUGCGUCUCACUCCAAAGAAGACGGCCAACACUGUAUUUAUGACUAACUUGGCUAUUUCAGAUGUUGGCUUCUCCUUGACGUUGCCCUUCCGUCUGGUCUACUAUUUUAGGGGCGGUCAGUGGGAUUUUCCAGACUGGUUUUGCCGCUGGUGUGUAUUUUCCUUUUAUGUCAACCUGUACACAAGUGUAUUGUUUCUUACAGGUCUUAGCGUACUACGAUACAUCGCCGUAGUUCACCCCAUUCGCAACAAGUCCCUGGUUACGGUGUGGAGAGCCAGAAUAUCAUGCUUUGCGAUCUGGAUUUUUGUGGCUUGCUCGUCAAUGCCAUUCCUCAUGACAGGUACUACAGAGCGGCAUAACAAGAUGCGUUGCUUUGAACCGGGGAACAACAAGUCAUGGAAUCGCAUCUAUAGCUUGAACUACGUGGGGGUUUCGUUUGGAUUCGUCAUUCCGUUCAUUAUAAUUCUCGUCUGCUACGGAUGCAUCAUCUGCAAACUCAUCAAAGGACGAAAAAUUGGUAAUCGAAGAGGAAACACCCGCCGACGCUCUGUGUAUUUGAUCGCCGUUGUCCUGAGCACAUUCCUGCUGUGUUUCCUGCCAUAUCACGUCGCUCGCACAGUCCAUCUUUAUGCCAAGGUUUUAAAUGAAAGCUGCCCAGUCAUUGAGUUGCUCGUGAAAAUUCUGGUCAUCUCGUUGUGCAUGGCGGCGUCCAACAGUUGCUUCAACCCCUUGUUGUACUACUUUGCAGGAGAGACUUUCCGCACGGCCAUCCGUAGAGUGUCAGAUCGAAGGACUUUAGGUUCAUUCAGCCAUAGUGGUGUUUAUCCGUCUUUUCGACGUCGAAGCAGCUCGCAGAAGUCAAGGCGCCAAGGCUUCACUUCUGUACACCAAGACUGUCUGCCCUGCUCCUGCCAGGUCAUAAACGAAAAGAAACCUGAUGGGUGCAAGUCUGACAAGCAAUGCAAACUGUCUGACUCUGAAGAAAUGCAAGUCCAUGAUGAUUUGCAGUAG